AUGGGACCUCCUGGACCACGCGGUGCGCCAGGAAUUGAGGGGAUGCAAGGCAUUCCCGGAGUUUCAGGUAAACCUGGUGCUCCAGGCCUUCCCGGUCCUCCAGGCGACAAGGGUCUUCAUGGAAUGCCAGGAGUUGAUGGAUCGCGGGGUUUGCCUGGUCCCAGAGGAAAAGUCGGUUCCAAGGCAGCUGCAACCACUGCAAUAUUGGGAAACCAAUUGACUCGUCAUCGAAUGAAUUGCGAGUAA
Ostertagia ostertagi is the source of this 246-nucleotide messenger RNA. NCBI's taxonomy places the organism in Eukaryota, Metazoa, Nematoda, Chromadorea, Rhabditida, Trichostrongylidae. The record is from the annotation of a GenBank genome assembly.